This is a messenger RNA of Naumovozyma castellii, 1233 nucleotides long. It is a transcript of the gene RPN14, whose product is annotated as Rpn14p. The record is from RefSeq and is a predicted model, not a curated record. Bases 1 to 1233 code for a protein of 410 amino acids. The transcript has a single exon. NCBI's taxonomy places the organism in Eukaryota, Fungi, Ascomycota, Saccharomycetes, Saccharomycetales, Saccharomycetaceae.
AUGGGCAAUCGUAAGCAAACUGUGUUUCAUAUCCAACCGGACUUCCAGGAGGCUCUCGAGGAUGAAUCUUUCUACAUUAACAUGGAUAGAUCUCUAACUGAGAUUCAAGAAUUUAGGUUUGACGUCUCCAAGAACGGUACUGUGUUUAGAUCCACCGAAAAUGCUGAUGAUACAUUCACGCAAUCUCAACAGGAUUCACAUCUAUAUUCGGCAAGAUUGGGGGACCAUAAGGUUCAAUUUCGUACCCCUACAUGGAAGCACACAAGUUCAGCCUCUGAUAUUGGUAAUGUCACAUCUAUAGAUGCCUUUGCACGGGCGAAUGAUGUUGCUUCUUAUAUUGUUGGGAAUGAAGAAGGGUCUAUAUCAUUAUAUGAUUCGCAAUUUAGUCAUGAAUGGACACAAGAGGAUGCACAUUGUAGUGAAAUUACCACUUUAAAAUUCUUUCCUAGUGGUGAAGUGGUUCUAUCUGGUUCUUCAGAUAUGCAAUUGAAACUUUGGUCCAUAAAGGAUGCAUCAUGUCCCCGAAUAUUUAGGGGCCACACUAGUAAGAUUACUGAUUCUGUAUUGAUUGAAAGAGGAAGGGAUUUCGUUUCUUCUUCGUUGGAUGGUACCAUGAAAUUAUGGGAAUGUGGUUCUGGGAGCACGGUAAGAACUUUUAUGAGAAGGGAAAACCCUAAUGACGGUAUAAAUUCAAUGGCAUUAAUUGCAGAUUCUAACACGACAACAAUUGAUACGACAACGAAGGGAUCAAACUUAGAUUUUGGUACACAAGGGAAAAAAGUCGUUGCAGGUCAUGUAUCAGGUGUCAUUACCAUCCAUGAUAUCCUCACAAAAGAAUCCACGAUACAAUUUCCAAGUGAAUAUAUGGCGCCAUGUAACAGCAUUUCGAGAAAUCCAUGCGAUAAUAACUACUUAUAUGCUGGGUAUGAAACAGGUCAUGUCGCACUAUGGGAUAUAAGAUCGGCGGUUUCUCCGGUGGAUACAAUAACAAUUAAUGAAGGUCUCCCAAUAAAUUCCAUCUAUUGUCAUGGUUCAAAUAAAUUAGCAAUAUCAUCAGGCCCAGAUACCUCCGUAAUGAUAGAUUUGAAACAAGAUAAUAAGAAGUUUCAAGAGGAUACACCUACAUACUUAGUAAGUGAGGACACUAGAAUAUCCAAGUUUAUUUCUGAUCCAACGAGGAAUGCGCUACAUGUCGUGGGAGAUCAUGGUUUCUGGGCAUAUUUCACAACUUAA